This is a messenger RNA of Exophiala mesophila, 3263 nucleotides long. RefSeq lists its product as uncharacterized. Gene Ontology annotation, biological process: glutathione metabolic process. The record is from RefSeq and is a predicted model, not a curated record. NCBI's taxonomy places the organism in Eukaryota, Fungi, Ascomycota, Eurotiomycetes, Chaetothyriales, Herpotrichiellaceae. The transcript is spliced from 3 exons. Gene Ontology annotation, cellular component: cytosol. Gene Ontology annotation, molecular function: 5-oxoprolinase (ATP-hydrolyzing) activity. The coding region runs from base 132 to 3146 and encodes 1004 amino acids.
CCUCGAACGCAUGUCAGUGGUGGGUACCGAAUAUUCUCUGAGAGGCAAUUUUAGAUCUGGUAUAUGUACGAUGUAGCCAGUAUUGGUCGGGAUCCAAGGUUGUCCAAGUUGCUCGACGAUUCCUCAUCAAGAUGGGCUCAAUACGAUCACAACACUCUCUCAGAAUAGGGGUCGAUGUCGGAGGCACCAACACUGAUGCGGUGAUUCUUGAUCUCGAUGCUGUGGAUCAGCCUAACCGAGGGGUGCUCGCCUUUCACAAGACCCCAACGACGAGUCCCAAUGUGACCGACGGGAUCGAGACUGCGGUGGGCAAAGUACUGAGUCAAAUUGGCAACGGCGUGUCCAACGUCUCGUGCCUCAUCAUUGGGACGACCCAUUUCCUCAACGCAGUCAUCGAGCGGGACUCUCGACGUCUUUCCAAAGUUGGGGUGAUUCGGCUGUCCAAGAGCUUCACCAGGGACAUUCCACCUUUUUCAGAUGUACCAGAGGAUCUAACUCAGUUGCUGAACGGCUACUGCGGUUAUAUUGAUGGAGGUCUGCAUAUCGAUGGCUCGGAAGAAGCGCCCAUUCAGAAGGACCAGGUGCUUAAAGAAUGUGAUGCAAUCGAAAAACUGGGUCUCAAAGCUGUUGUGAUUUCUGGAGUGUUCUCUCCUAUCGACAAACAUUUCGAGCAGGAGAUUCUUGUUCGUAAGAUCAUGCAAGAGCGAUUGCCACACGUGGAUAUUGUCUGCUCUUCUGAAGUGUCCAACAUUGGUCUCUUGGAAAGAGAAAAUGCAUCAAUUCUCAAUGCAUCCAUUCUCUCCUUCGCCAGACGUACAAUCCACGGCUUUCGCGCGGCUAUGAAGAGACUGGGACUCUCAUGCCCACUCUUUAUUUCUCAAAAUGACGGUACAGUGAUCGACUCAGUCUCCGCAGCGUCUUUGCCCAUCAAGACUUUCUCAUCCGGACCGACCAAUUCCAUGCGCGGUGCUGCAUAUCUUGGACUUGGCUAUGGGCGCAAAAACGAGGAACGCGUGUCAACGAUUGUCAUUGACGUGGGCGGCACCACCACUGACUGUGGUGUUCUGCUCCCAUCCGGCUUUCCGAGAGCAGCCAGUGCGUAUGUGGAUGUUGCAGGGGUGACAAUGAACUUCCCUAUGCCUCAUCUCGCUUCAAUUGGUUUGGGAGGUGGUUCCAUCGUUCGACGGCACGGCUCUGAUGUGUCAGUUGGUCCAGAUUCCGUUGGAUACCAGCUCACCUCGCGAGCGAGGGUGUUUGGUGGCGACGAACUCACAACCACGGAUAUUGCGGUCGCUGCAGGUCAAGACAUCGGUGACUCUUCGCGAGUCAAGGAUCUCGACACUGAUCUCAUUCGACGAACUCAACUGAAGAUCAAGCGGAUGCUAGAGAACGUCAUUGACCGUCUAAAAUUGACGCCAGCGCCGUUGCCUGUUCUAUUGGUUGGAGGAGGUUCCAUUGUCUGUCCUCUCGAGUUGGAGGGUGUGUCAGAAGUCAUUGUCCCAAAGUUCCACGCUGUGGCCAAUGCCGUCGGCGCAGCAAUUGCGAGAGUCUGUGGAACUGUCGACACCAUUUAUGUCACACAAGAUAUGACUUUGUCCGAGGCCCUAGAACAUGCUAAAGAACAGGCAAUCGCCAAAGCCGUCGAUGCUGGCGCGGAUGCUGAUACGGUCACGGUCGUCGAUGUUGAGACAUUACCAAUUCCCUAUGUAGCCGGACAAAUUCGAGUAAUCGUUAAGGCCGUCGGCGAUCUCUCAAUCGACUAUAUCUCAAGCAGCAAAAAUCUUGCCGAUGCAGAGGAAGAAAGUAUGUGGGACGACAGGGACAACUCAGCCAAACCAGAAUCAGUUUCGGCGCCAAAGAGCCUCGAACGGUUCAAUUUCGACACAUAUCGGCCACAGAUUGUAAACAACGCAGCCUUGGGCAGAAAUGAAUGGGUUGUCUCCGAAACCGACAUCCAAUGGAUACGAGACGGUUGCUAUAUUCUAGGUUGCGCUGGAGGGGGUUCACCGAAAGCUGAAUACCUGAAGCUUCGCGACCAGAUCCGGAAUGGGCGCACCGUCAGGGUUAUUGACAGUUCUUCUCUUCCCGAAACAGCCCUCAUAUACUGGGCUGGGAUGAUGGGAUCACCUGCAGUCUCGAUAGAGAGACUCAAUUCUUCCGAAUGUCUCCAUGCUGUGGCAGAUUUGAUGGAAUACCUCGGCCACGAGUCCUUCGAUGCGAUCAUGGGUCUUGAAAUUGGUGGCGCGAAUGGACUAGAGCCUCUGCUUAUCGGAUCCUCCCAGGGAUUUGAUCGACCUGUCAUUGAUGGGGAUUGGAUGGGACGAGCAUAUCCAACUUACUGGCAGACCACGUUGGCGGUGUAUGAGCCUGGACAGCUUACACCAUGUGCCAUCGCAUCUGGAGACGGCAAGUCGAUCGUCAUGAUCAAAUCACCCAACGAUGAGAUUGUGGACCGGGCCUUGCGUGCAUCCUGCUCAGAAAUGGGUUCCCGGGUCGGCAUGGCUGCGAAACCAACGACGACAAAACGGGUGAGAGAAUAUGGCGUGCUGAAUACGGUGUCCUUGGCCUGGAGAAUAGGCCGGUCAGUGGCACGGGCACAACAAGAGAGUACCAUCCACACGGUGGCGGAACAGAUUAUUGAUGCCGUAGGUGGCCCCACAACGGCGAAGAUUCUGUUCCGAGGAAAGAUUGUAGCAGUCGAACGAAGACUGUUCAAGGGACAUUCAUAUGGUGAGAUCACCAUCAAACAGGUGCAAGCCGAUGAAGAAGAGAAUCGACAUGAGGUAGCGGCAGUUGCUGAAGGUGGAGUGUUGAAAAUCCCGUUCAAGAACGAGAACAUCUAUGCCAAACAUGUGGCCGAGGACGGAUCCGAAUCAUACAUUGCCACUGUGCCUGACCUUAUAUCUGUUCUGGAUACGCAGUCAGGUCUGGCUCUGGGUGUGCCAGAGUAUCGAUACGGAUUGAUGGUGACUGUAUUGGCCAUUGCAUGCUCGCCACGCUGGACAGACACACCAAGAGGCCUGGAAUAUGGUGGACCUAAGGCAUUUGGAUACGAUAUUGAGUACCGACCGGUUGGGACAUAUGUCGAGCCCAAGAGUGUGAUUGCAGAGUAUGCUGGUACAGCUGCUACUACUGCACCACAGUGACUGAGUGAUUCAGCAUGAGAAGAGGAUCUGGUCUGGUUAGGAAGUUGCAUGGGAGGGGUUUUGGGACGCCACCUAUAUCCAUUUUCAGGUGUACUUCUUGUAGAAUCAACAUUUGGU